Penicillium atrosanguineum is the source of this 669-nucleotide messenger RNA. RefSeq lists its product as uncharacterized. The coding region runs from base 1 to 669 and encodes 222 amino acids. The record is from RefSeq and is a predicted model, not a curated record. NCBI's taxonomy places the organism in Eukaryota, Fungi, Ascomycota, Eurotiomycetes, Eurotiales, Aspergillaceae. The transcript is spliced from 2 exons.
AUGGCAUUCUAUAUUGCUCUAGCUUGGCGCCCAAUCCAAGAAGAUUCAAAUAUUCGACUCCUCACGAACGCCGUCGCCUUGGAUCCUUCAUCAGCCCUCAACAGUAUCCACGGCUUGCCGUUCACCUUCGACACAAGCUCUGGAUUAAUAGACAAAAGCUACGUCGAUCGUCUGGAGCUCCGCGCAGCCAACCGUGCCCUUCUUCACAUCCCACACAACGGCACAGCAACACCUGUUCCCGACCCAAGCGAGACAGCCGCAGCCGCAGCCAUAACGCAAGAGCUAAAUAUAGUCCGAAUAGACGUGUUGAGCCUCAAAAGCCAAUUGUACGACCAAGAUGAGCAAGCAUUGGACAAUGUCCUCAAGGAAGAAACCACCAAUGCGACCCAGUGGCUGACAACCUACCUCAGCAACUCCAAUGGAGUCUAUAGAGACGAUUAUGUCAAGAUCAACGUAUCAGGCAAAUUAAUCCACUCUAUGAUUAUCCCGUUCCUUACACCCAUAUUCUUCGGCACUGGCAUUGUAGCGCCUUCGCCAACAAUACAGGAAAUUACCGAGGGCGUCUUCUUUUCCUCCCAUCCAGAGCAUUACCAGUUGUAUCUCGGGAAUAUUACCGGAAUCAACAGGAACACGCUGCAUCUGAUCGCCGCAAUGCUUGGUACCAAGUAG